Molecule: messenger RNA, 1084 nt
Organism: Equus quagga
Lineage: Eukaryota; Metazoa; Chordata; Mammalia; Perissodactyla; Equidae
Product: E3 ubiquitin-protein ligase RNF220-like
Biological process (GO): protein ubiquitination
Molecular function (GO): ubiquitin protein ligase activity; metal ion binding
Source: RefSeq, a predicted model, not a curated record
CUGGGAGCUGAGGUGCCGCCGCUGCCGGGCAGCCGGGGGGAAUCCGCCCGCAUCGCCCCCUUCGCUGGCCGGGCGGCCGCGGGGCCCGGAGCGCCGGAGGCCGGGGCUGGGGCGGCACCGCGCCGCGGCCACGGGGUCCCGUUAGAGCAUCCCCCGGCGGCCAUGCCGAGGGCCCGGAGCGGCUGGCGGAGCAGGGGGGCCGGCGGGAGGGAGGAAGUAGAUUUCCUGCGAGUGUGAGCCAACCGGCAGACCCGACUGAAUGCUCGGAUUGGGAAAAUGAAACGGAGGAAGCAAGAUGAAGGGCAGAGGGAAGGUUCCUGCAUGGCUGAGGAUGAUGCCGUGGACAUGGAGCAUGAGAACAGCAACCGCUUUGAGGAGUAUGAGUGGUGCGGCCAGAAGCGGAUACGGGCCACCACUCUCCUGGAAGGUGGCUUCCGAGGCUCUGGCUUCGUCAUGUGCAGCGGCAAAGAGAAUCCGGACAGUGAUGCUGACUUGGAUGUGGAUGGGGAUGACACUCUGGAAUAUGGGAAACCACAAUACACGGAGGCUGACGUCAUGCCCUGCACAGGCGAGGAGCCUGGUGAAGCCAAGGAGAGAGGGGCACUCCGGGGCGCAGGUCUAAAUGGCGGCCCUCCCAGCACACGCAUCACACCUGAGUUCUCUAAAUGGGCCAGUGAUGAGAUGCCAUCUACCAGCAACGGUGAGAGCAGCAAGCAGGAGGCCAUGCAGAAGACCUGCAAGAAUAGCGACAUCGAGAAAAUCACCCAGGAUUCAGCUGUGACCACGUUUGAGGCCCUGAAGGCUCGGGUCAGGGAACUUGAACGGCAGCUAUCCCGUGGGGACCGUUACAAAUGCCUCAUCUGCAUGGACUCAUACUCGAUGCCCCUAACGUCCAUCCAGUGUUGGCAUGUGCACUGCGAGGAGUGCUGGCUACAGACCCUGGGUGCCAAGAAGCUCUGCCCUCAGUGCAACACCAUCACAGCGCCCGGAGACCUGCGGAGAAUCUACUUGUGAGCUAGCCACCCCAGGCAGGCCUGGCCUCCAGCAGCCUGCCUGCCCCGCCUCUGUGAGGUGACCCUCCCCC